Corticium candelabrum is the source of this 1127-nucleotide messenger RNA. RefSeq lists its product as uncharacterized. Lineage: Eukaryota; Metazoa; Porifera; Homoscleromorpha; Homosclerophorida; Plakinidae. Bases 512 to 997 code for a protein of 161 amino acids. The record is from RefSeq and is a predicted model, not a curated record. The transcript has a single exon.
GACAGACAGACAGACAGAAAAACAGGUCGCCUUUGUAGGUAGAGAGUAUAGCAGAAAGUAUCUAAAAAUGCGUUUGAUGCUUGGAGAGGCAGAGGGGGUGUAGCCAGGUCACGUACAGUUUGUAUAGAGAACCGUUUACUGUCACUAAUUAGCCGUGGUGUAAGUGCUGUUACCGUUUAGUAGCAGCCAGACAGAAUUCUCAUUCAUAGUUAUAUCCCGUACAAUUGCCGUUUCUAGAGCCCGCUGAUUUUUGGAUUAACGAUUGGGUGAAACCAUUUCGACUUGGACGUUGCUGCCGUUGCGAGGAACAGGUGUAUCGAACUUGGCAUCUAUUCGACACGUGUCCAGUUUCAAAAAAUCGCGUUGAUUGGAUUAUUGAUCCCGUUGAAGCCAUUUCGACAGUCCCGUUGCGGAGAACAGGUGUAUCGAACCUGACAUCUAUAAUUUCGACGUGAAUCCCGGAACGUGCAAGUCACGUGCAAUACUUACCCGGAUAAUCCGUUCCCCGUAUAUGACGAAUGCCGACUCUCGUCAUUUCGACAGUCCCGCUGAACGUCGUCUGUUCGAAGACGUUGCUGGCGUUUCGGGGAAGAGGUGCAUCAAACACGGCAGCUCCGUAUCUAACGAAGUCACGACGCGUACCGACUGUCGUCAUUUCGACGGUCCCGCUGAACGUCGUCUCUUCGAAGACGUUGCUGGCGUUUCGGGGAACAGGUGCAUCAAACACGGCAGCUCUUCGACGGUCGCAGACUGGCAAACGACUGUGUGCGUAUAUUUUCGAGACCCGGAUAUCAGCAAAAAUAUCUUUCCUUUGCCGACGUCGCCGGCAAUAGACGACGCGCUCGGCGCGUACCGCCCGACGUCGGGAACGGGCAGUCUAAAUUCGGUGGAGACACGAUGCGCCGUUCCGGAGAUAUUCGCGCGCGAGCGGAAGCGAGCGCGAUCGGCGGGAAACGGCGUCGUCGUGGGAGAAGUCAGGAAGACGACGGCGGUCUGACUUUCGACCUGAAUGAAUUCGGCGUGCGCGAGCGAAAUUCGGCCGAGAUCGGACUCGCCGUCUUCGAGAGACGCUCGUACGUACGGGCACACAGACAGACAGACACACAGACACCUCUCCUUUAUAUAUA